Molecule: messenger RNA, 1257 nt
Organism: Chlorella variabilis
Lineage: Eukaryota; Viridiplantae; Chlorophyta; Trebouxiophyceae; Chlorellales; Chlorellaceae
Exons: 8
Coding region: 1-1257 (418 amino acids)
Source: RefSeq, a predicted model, not a curated record
AUGAGGGGCCUCCUCGGCGUGGCCCUGGUUGCGGGCCUGCUGGUCUGCUGCCAUGCCGGCUCGGGCAAGGACGUAUGGGGCAUCGACACGCUGAUCAACUACCCUUCUGGCGAGGAGCGCAAGACGGUGCCGGUGCAGGCCAACGACGACGCCGCGCCCGCCCCCAUCGACCUCAAGUGCCAGUGCUCUGACGCCGACCCGCGCGGCGAGGCCACCCAGAGCAUCUCCUACACCUGCCUGUACCAGCGUCACUACGGCAACUGCAACCAGGCCUACAUGUUUGACGCCAACGCCGAGCUGGCGCCAGAGGGCUUCUGCCAGAUGUCCUGCUCGCGGUGCAGCUGCUGCCAGCCGGCCCACGACGUGCUGGCGCAGCUGGGGGCCACCCGCUUCCUCCAGGCCGCCAACGCCACCUCCCCCGGCCUCACCGCCCUGCUGCUCAACCCCGGCUUCACGGGCACGCUGCUGGUGCCCACUGACGCCGCCUUUGACGCCGCGCUGGCCAAGUACCAGGGCCUGCUCCAGAACCCCGCCGCCCUGCAGCAGCUGCUCAAGUUCCACAUCCUGCCUCCCGAGCCGGUGCGGCGCGGCCUGUGGACCUCCCCCUUCCUCUCCCUGGGCCCCAAGCUGUACACGCUGUACGAUGGCCCCCAGACGCUGUCCACCCCGAGGUUUGCGCUGCCCCCCGGCGUCACCUGGGAGGGCGGCAUCGCCGGGUUCGCCAUCCAGAGCCCCUUCAGCUCCGCCAGCUCUGACGUGCCGGCCUGCAAGGCAUACAUCGCACUCAUCGACUCCGUGCUGCUCCCCUUUGACCCCGCCGCCGUCCUGCCCACCGACUUCACGGCGGCCGCCGCCAUGCUGGGCGCGCGCGGCUGCGGGGUGCAGCCCAACGCGAUGAUCGCGGGGCAGGAGGUCAAGCCCGGGGCCGCCAACCGACAGGCCACCAUCGGCGCCUGCUGCGACUCGUGCGCCGCCACCCCCGGCUGCAACGCCUGGCGCUACUGCUCGCAGAAGGGCGGCUGCGCCAUGCCGGACCGCACCACCUUCCCCUACGGCUACUGCGCACUGCUGAGAAGCCCCGAGGUGGCUGUGGGGCAGGCGCCAGCCUACCUCGACUUCAGCUCCGUCACGGUACCGCUGGCCAGCGGCUUCGUCAUCGCCAGCCAGGCCGCCGCCGCCGUGGCGCCCCCCGCCCUGGCCCAGCCCGCCGUCGUGCAGGCGGCCAGCGGCGGCGGGCGCAGGCUGCUGCAGGGCUGA